Messenger RNA from Rhopalosiphum maidis (corn leaf aphid), 4020 nucleotides. RefSeq names its product chitinase-like protein PB1E7.04c (gene bbg). Bases 409 to 3897 code for a protein of 1162 amino acids. The transcript has 9 exons. Lineage: Eukaryota; Metazoa; Arthropoda; Insecta; Hemiptera; Aphididae. Gene Ontology annotation, molecular function: protein binding. The record is from RefSeq and is a predicted model, not a curated record.
GCGCGCAGUUCACGUUCGUCUGGCUUCCGCGCAUGCGGUUCAUUCGUCGCCCGUCGUUCGCUCGUCGAUUUCCCGUGAUUCUCGCCUACAACCCUUCCGAUACCAUCCCCUCAACCGUAUCGAGUACAUCCCCCGUGAGCGGUAUUUUCGUGUUUACGGCUGAUCCUCUCUCGCCGCCCAGAGGGUGUGUUUUCGCGCGAUGAUCACCGUCGCCACUGUGUUCCCGCUGACAGUCCAGCAUCAUUAUGCCGCGGGCGUUAACGUCAUCGUAGGUGAUGGGCUAUCAGAUUCUGUAUCGGUUAGUUCCAGUUUUCGGUCGUCGUGAAAAAUACCCGACCACCAGGGCAGGAGUGGCCCGCAAGAUACAUUUUUAACAUUUUUCACACAACGACAGUGCACAGGAUAGCGAUGAGCACAAUGGCCGCGAAAGACUUUGUGACCGUCGUAUCGGUGGACGGUGAUGGCCGAGGCGGCGUUCAGACGGUUGAAGAUUCGUUUGUCACCGUGCUGUCCAUCGGUGAGGACGCCGCCGCAACGGACGGUUCGACCUGCAGCGCCGCCGAAGAAGUGCUUGUCUACCGCCUGCCCGGCGAACGAUUGGGCUUUGGGUUGCGGUUUGACGGCGUGGACACGUGCAACCGGUUAUUCGUCCAGUCAUGCGCGGACGGCAGCCCGGCGUCUCGCACGCAGGCGUCGUGGGGACCGCUGGCCGCCGGCGACGAAAUCGUCCAGAUCAACGGCCGGCCGGUGAAUAGGCUAAGCCGAGACGAUUGUGUCCGAUGUCUCAAGGAGUCCGGGCUGGUCGUCAAGCUGCACAUGGUUGACGGUCGGCUGGCCGUCAAGGCACCGCCGCCCGUGCCUCCCCGGAAACAGAAGAAACCGGAACCUCCCCCGCCGGUCGCGUCGUCCACUUUGUACACGAACGCCGUCGAAAGGUUAUUCGUUUACCACGGUGAAUCAGAAUCGGACGACACCAACAGCAGCGUUUCUACGGUGGUGUCCAAGUGUCCUGCCGAAUCCUCCGUCGGUGAAGACUGUUCCGGCGAUGACGGCGUGUUGAACGGUGGCAGCGACAAGAACUGUGUGCUGGACAGAGUGCUGGAGCCGUUCAUGCAGCUGGAACGGGAGUUUUCGUCUAGUGCAGCUAUUGGCGACGACGUGGGCCUAUACGAGAAAUUGGUGGCCGUGGCCGAGGAGGACCGGUUGCCACCCAAACCGCUGCCUCGGAAGGAAGUACGGCCACCUAAGAAGAAGCCUCCACCACCUCCGCCACCACUUCCUUCAUCGCCACCACCACCUGCGUAUCGGUUGCCACCCAGGCUUGUGGAUUUCGUGCACAAAGACGAACCGCCACAAACAGUUGUCGACACAGCCGCUGCAGCCGAUGACGACGUUUUCGCAAUUUCCACUAAUACGAUUACUAUGCAGACGAGUGAUGAAGAAAUAACUACAGAGCAACACAUUCUGAAAAAAGAGUGUGACGCGACUUUGGAACGACCGGAGAACCUGACGUUGAGCUGCAAACCAGAUUGUUUAUACAGCGGCGGCGACGACGUAGGCGGAUCGGCGACAAUGAAGUCGUCGCAGUCGGUGGUCACGGAACCGUCCAGUAGGACGGACUCGGAAACGGAUUCGGACGGUUCGAGAAACUUUGUUACGACAACAACAUCAAAAAGAACCACUUCGGGUAGGACGGACGAGGUGUGCAACCGGAGCGUGCGCGACAAAAUAGCUAUGUUCUCGCGGACCACGGCGGCUGGUGGCGAGAAAAAAGAUUCGUCAUCGUCAGCUUACUCGACGGCCUCCGUGGACUCGUCCCCGGCAGCGUCUCCAAAGGCUGUGGCGUACAGCACUCUACCGCGCAAACUACCGCCACCACCACCGCCAUCACAACAACAACAAAAACAACAACAGUAUUCAGCCACAGCACGGCCGUUGUGCGACGCACCGGUACAGCUGCAGGCUGCAGACCAUCGGCGGUCGCAAAGCCUCGUCGAGCAACCGUACAGCAAAUACUUUAACACGAUGAACGCGUACGCGGAAAUGGGACGGUCGUCACUAAACGCUCUGAUCGAACAACGCCGGCGGAGCAUGUCCAAGCUCAGGGGACUGGUGAUACCGGAGAAAGUGGUGCCGGGGUCCGGAAGCGGUUUCGGCGGCGGUAGCGGGAACGGUACACUUACCGGCGGCAACGUCGACGAGUCGCAGCUGCAUCUAGCCGCGAUUCCCGAUUUACCGCUGGUGAUCAAAAUCCCACCGUCGGAAAACGAUGACGACGACACCGACGCCGCUGUGUUGUGUCCGCCCACCAAGACGUAUGUCAACGAACCGACAACGGGCACGGUGACCAGACGUACUAACCCAGUGUUACGGCAGUCAUUUAUGGUCGUCCCUGCGCUCACGCCAGCGUCCGCGACUGAACAGCGACGUCCGUCAUCUGCGUCCAGUUCACCGUCGUCGUCUUCGUCUUCGUCGUCUACAUCAUCGUCGUUGAACUCAAGCCGAGAAGAACUCAGACACAUACACGACGAACGGUCACUGUCGUCCGUCAAGUCGUCCAAUAAGGGUUCGUUUAAAGCGGACAGCGACGAAGACUCAGCGCUCAGCUCCAGUCGGUCGAGCACGUCGCUUCAACAGUAUUCGCCCGCUUCAUCACCACCGCCUCAAUCACAGCAGCCGCCACCACUGCCAUCGUCGUCACCACCACCGCCGCCGUCCAAUAACGCGGCUGUCCCCAAUCACAGUAGCUCGUCUGCGUACGACACCGGAAAACGAGUGCUGAAAGCCGAAAGUGUGGAAGCUAUCAACCGGAAAAACGUUCUUUGUUCGGCCAGGAUCAGCAGUGGAAAACCGGAACCUCAGUCAGUGUUGCCGUCAUCUCCAGCCAAUAACUAUGCAUGCAAGACCGAAUACUUACCAAACCACCAACACUAUCACCAGCAUUAUCACCAACAACAACAAUAUUCAGACGGGCCAGCGUUGAAAUCAGCCAAGUCCGGGCCGGUGUUUGCCACCGGAACCGCGAUCGUCAAUAGGUACACGCACAACCGGAUGUCGUCAGUGGAGUCUACGACGAGUGACGAUUCGUCCAUGCAAUACGCAGUAAACGCCGAACCGUUUGGCAGCAUCAGCUCACUGGCGUCAUCCACCAGUCUGAUUUCACAACAGGAACUCCAACAGCUCAUCGACGACGCCAAUCAAACGCUAGAAGAAAAUAACAGUGGUUGUUAUGGUAUCGCCGCGGCCGCCACGACGCACUCGGUCGAAGUGACCGUCGUCAUUCUGCACCGGGACAUAGCCACUAGUAGUGUGGGCAUCACGUUGGCCGGUGGUGCCGAUUAUGAAACGAAAGAAAUAACGGUGUAUAAAGUACUGACUGGAAGUCCGGCAGAUAAAGACGGCCGUAUCCGAAAGGGCGACCGCAUAUUAUCAAUAAAUGGUAAAAGUAUGAAAGGAAUAACGCAUCGAGAAUCAUUGGCAAUACUUAAAGCACCUAGGUCUGAAGUAGUAUUGGUAAUAUCUAGAUGCAAGUCAGACACGACCACUGAAUCUGUUGGUCCACUUCAAUCAUCUGACCUUAUGACUUCGACAAAAAAUGAUGUUAUUGCAAAUAGAGUGUUUGGACCUUUAACUAAAAUAGAAUUAUCAAAAGACGGUUCUGGUUUAGGCUUUAGUUUGGAAGGUGGAAAGAAUUCACCAACUGGUGAUCAACCAUUAACAGUGAAAAAAAUUUUCACAGGUGGAUGUGCAGAGCAAUGCGGACAAAUAUUAGCUGGAGAUGAGUUAGUUUCAGUGAAUGAUAUAGAUGUAACUGGGAUGUCACGUACUGAAGCUUGGAAUUUGAUGAAGAGGCUAGUAAACGGAACUGUUACACUUUGUAUACGACAUGUAGUCUAAAUACUAUUAAACUAGCAUAUAAUAUUUUUAUUGUAUGAAAAAUCUAAAAUUAUAUAUUGUAUCUUUAUUUAUACCUAACUUUAAAAAAUGAUUUAUAGAUAAUUUGUUAUAUUAAUUGACAAU